CGCGUCGUUUGGUGCAAGCUUAAAAAUGCGCGCACUGCAUUCUGGUAGUUGAGGUAGGUUUCUAUGGUAAUGCACGCACAAACUUAUAGCUGGAAUGGCCUAUUGUUGCGCAAUGGACGGAUUCUACAAUCUGCGCUGCUGCAAUGGCUCAAACAUAUCCAAAUAAAACUACUUCUCUAGAGAGACAUGCCCUUAAAAUUUCCAAGAAAACAAAUACAAAAGGCUACGAAAGAAAGGCAAGGCCAAGUCAAGCUACUCCACCAAUAAUUAAAAGCAAAACUCUUCGAGUAUCAAAGCAGUCCUCACUCAAAAAACUUCAGAGAGCACUUAAUGACGAACUUCGGUGUUCGGUCUGUUACGAAGUAUUCAGCGACCCAAGGACAUUAACAGCAUGUCUACAUAGCUUCUGUAAGGAAUGCCUUCACAAAAUGCUAUCAAAGCGAUCCAAGUACAUUCAUUGUCCACUGUGUCGCAAAAAGACUGCCGUCCCAAGAAGAGGCGUGAAAGGGCUACCGCUGAACAGUGUGAUCCGAAGGCUCGUCGAUGUUCAUAGUUCGGAGGGGAUGACGAGCGCCAGACAUCGAAAAAGACAUCCAGUGUCAACGCACAUGAUAGAGCAGCAAGCAAAGGCAGUAAAGACCGCAGCUUAUCGACUACAUUCUAUUGUACGGACGCGCGAAAGACGCAUUUGCCGUGAAAUGGACGCUCUUGUCAAAUCAUACAACAGACUCGAGACGCAAAGAAACUUAGUUUAUUACAAUACAUAGUCAGGAACAAAAUAUCAUGGCUUGUACCUCAUUUUCUUGUUCUUUAAAAAUAUAUAACUUAGAUAUUAUUUAUAUUAUCUAAUAAAAUAUCACGGAUUCCAGCGAGAA
Molecule: messenger RNA, 875 nt
Organism: Nematostella vectensis (starlet sea anemone)
Lineage: Eukaryota; Metazoa; Cnidaria; Anthozoa; Actiniaria; Edwardsiidae
Product: RING finger protein 224
Exons: 3
Coding region: 144-767 (207 amino acids)
Source: RefSeq, a predicted model, not a curated record